CUUCCACAAUUUCAAAUUUGCUUCUAGUGGAAAAUAAUAUCUCCCCCAAUUUCUUCCCUUUCUGUCAUUCCCAAACCCUAAUCCCGAAAUUUUUCGAUGGAAAUCUCUGCCAUUUCCGACGCAAUUUCAUCGAUCGCCUACACGACGCAGUCGUCAGGAUUAUCGAAUUUCAUCCUCAACCGGUCAAGCAACGUUUUUUCGCUGAUGGACACCUCGGACCAGUCAAAUCCAUCGCCGCUGCCGUUUAAUAUCUCCGCGGUAUCCAGAUCGGCCACGAGAACUAUCACGAAACCGCGCGUCCGAAAAACCCGCCGCGUCAAGAGGAAAGUUCAUAUUGACGACGGCGGCGAAGAUUGCGGAAUUUUCGUGUUUAGUGAUGGAAUGGAUUUUAGCAGUGGCGGUGGUAAUUCGUGGGGCGGUGGUGGGGGUGGGGGAUGGAAUUUCGGUGGGCAUGGAUGGGGUAAUUGGGAAGAAUCUUCAGAUAAUACAAUAUCUGAUCCGGCAUUUGAUUUCGUUUUUGAGAUCUUGUGCUGGAUCGCCAUGUCAAAUUGCUUGCAUUUCGCCUUUAAGAGAGUCGUGAGGUUUGUUUCGGAUGGGUUUGGUGAUAGGGGAAAAGUUCCAUUGCAGUUGACUCAAGUCUGCUGAUCGGUAAAGAUGAUUGAUUGCCCUGAAGAAGAAGUGAUUCUAAGUAAUUAAGAUUAGGUGAUUAUGUUUGUUUCAUAGCAUGUUAAUUUGUGUAGAUCUCGUUGUAUAUAAGGACCCGAUUGGUUCUGUGUGUUGUGAAUUGUACUCAUUGUAUAUAUAUAUAAUCUAUUUCUCAACGAUGUAUGGUUCAAUCCAAUUUGCCAAAAGUUGAUUGCUUCCUCUUUAUAGUUGACGCCAAUAAAUUGGUUUUUCUUUUCCUUUUUUAAA
Andrographis paniculata is the source of this 912-nucleotide messenger RNA. RefSeq lists its product as uncharacterized. Lineage: Eukaryota; Viridiplantae; Streptophyta; Magnoliopsida; Lamiales; Acanthaceae. The transcript has a single exon. The coding region runs from base 97 to 645 and encodes 182 amino acids. The record is from RefSeq and is a predicted model, not a curated record.